CUCCCCUUUCUUUUCCUCUUUUUUAGGCCGAUCGUUACCAGCGUUUAAAGGACGAAGUGGUUCGGGCCCAGGUUCAGCUCCAGCUCUUUAAGCUUUACCACAACGAAGCCGAAAUCGAAAAGCUCAACAAGGAGUUGAGCUUGAAAAACCGGGAAAUCGAUAAAGACAAGAAAAGGAUGGAUCGGGUGGAGGACGAGCUCAAGGAUCGCAAGAAGGAGCUGGGGAAGAUGAUGAGGGAGCAGCAACAGAUCGAGAAGGAAAUAAAGGAGAAGGACUCGGAGCUGAACCAAAAGCGACCCCAGUACAUCAAGGCCAAGGAAAACACCUCCCACAAAAUUAAAAAAUUAGAAGCGGCCAAAAAAUCCUUGCAGAACGCCCAGAAACAGUAUAAAAAACGCAAAGGGGACAUGGACGAGCUGGAAAAAGAAAUGAUUUCGGUGGAAAAAGCCCGGCAGGAAUUCGAGGAGAGGAUGGAAGAGGAAAGUCAAAGCCAAGGGAGGGAUUUGACCUUGGAGGAGAACCAGGUGAAGCCGACGGACGAGAAGCUCCGGGAGCUGAAAGGGGCCAAACUGGUGAUCGACGUCAUCCGCUACGAGCCCCCCCACAUCAAAAAAGCCCUUCAAUACGCCUGCGGCAACGCCUUGGUCUGCGACAACGUGGAGGACGCCCGGCGCAUCGCUUUCGGGGGCCACCAACGCCACAAAGGGUGUGGGGGGGGGUCUUUAGCCCCCCCUGACCCCUCUUUUUGCCUCCCUGUCCUUCCCCCCCAGGAAAAGUCGAAACUGGAGAGCGAAUUGGCCAAUUUUGGGCCACGAAUUAACGAUAUCAAAAGAAUCAUCCAGGGCCGGGAGCGGGAGAUGAAGGACCUGAAGGAGAAGAUGAACCAGGUGGAAGAUGAGGUUUUUGAGGAGUUUUGCCGAGAAAUCGGGGUCAGGAACAUCCGGGAGUUUGAGGAGGAGAAGGUCAAGAGGCAGAACGAGAUCGCCAAGAAGAGGUUGGAGUUUGAGAACCAGAAGACUCGCCUGGGCAUCCAGCUGGACUUUGAGCGCAACCAGCUGCGUGAGGACCAGGAGAAGGUGCUGAUGUGGGAGCAGGGGGUGCGCAAGGACGAGGCCGAGAUCGAGAAGCUCAAGAAGGAGGAGCAGCGUCACAUGAAGAUCAUCGACGAGACGAUGGCGCAGCUGCAGGACCUGAAGAACCAGCACUUGGCCAAGAAGUCGGAGGUGAACGACAAGAACCACGAGAUGGACGAGAUCCGCAAGAAGCUGGGCGGGGCCAACAAGGAGAUGACCCACCUGCAGAAGGAGGUGACGGCCAUCGAGACGAAGCUGGAGCAGAAGCGCAGCGACCGCCACAACCUGCUGCAGGCCUGCAAGAUGCAGGACAUCAAACUGCCCCUCUCCAAGGGCACCAUGGACGACAUCAGCCAGGAGGAGGGUGGCGCGGCCGGGGAGGAGCCGGUGAGCAGCUCCCAGAGAACAUCCAGCCUCUACGCCCGGGAGGCCCUCAUCGAGAUCGACUACAGCGAUCUGCCCGAGGAGCUCAAGGACGCGCAGGCGGAGGAGGAGAUCCGUCAGGAGAUGAACCAGCUGCAGCAGCGUCUGACGGAGCAGCAGAGCGUCCUCCAGCGCAUCGCCGCCCCCAACAUGAAGGCCAUGGAGAAGCUGGAGAGCGUCCGGGACAAGUUCCAGGAGACCUCGGACGAGUUCGAGGCGGCGCGGAAACGGGCCAAGAAGGCCAAGCAGGCCUUUGAGCAGAUGAAGAAGGAGAGGUUCGACCGCUUCAACGCCUGCUUCGAGUCGGUGGCCACCAACAUCGACGAGAUCUACAAGGCCCUCUCCCGCAACAGCAGCGCCCAGGUAACCUCGCACCGGGGCUUUUGCACGCUCACAGGGGGCUUUGCACGCUCAUCCCAGCUUCACAGGGGGCUUUGCACGCUCAUCCCAGCUUCACAGGGGGCUUUGAUGGCCACCUCUGGGCUUUGAUGGCCACCUCUGGGC
Molecule: messenger RNA, 2000 nt
Organism: Calidris pugnax (ruff)
Lineage: Eukaryota; Metazoa; Chordata; Aves; Charadriiformes; Scolopacidae
Product: structural maintenance of chromosomes protein 1A-like
Exons: 11
Coding region: 177-1985 (602 amino acids)
Biological process (GO): sister chromatid cohesion
Cellular component (GO): chromosome; nucleus; cohesin complex
Molecular function (GO): ATP binding; protein binding; DNA binding
Source: RefSeq, a predicted model, not a curated record